AUGGGUCCUAAACGCCAAGGUAGAAAGAGACAGGCACCCUAUGAUCCAGAAUUGUUGGAAAACUGGACUGUAAAUAGACUCCGUUCCGAGUUAGUAUCUAAAAACAUAACAUUCCCAACUAAUGCUAAGAGAAUGGCGUUAGUCCGUUUAUUGAGACCAGCGACUUUGAGUGUAGAUGACGUAAGCGACGGCGGCCAUGACACAAUGUUAGCAGUUCCUCAAGAGAGUAGUGCGCGAUCCCAGAAUGCAACACCAAAUGUAAACAAUAACAAUAACGACAGAACGGCAGUUUUAGUCGAUCUCGUGUCUAAACUGUCUUCCAAUGUUCAAAAUCUACAACAGAAUGUUAUUUCUUUGAAUAAUAAAGUAACUGUUUUAACCAACAAUCUUCCGCAAAAUAACAAUAUCAGUUCAAGUCCGAUAGUACCAUCAACUUCCUCAAGAUCUCCAGUUGUAAAUGAUUCUGUCGACGACAGUCAACCUAUUCAAAACACUAUUACUUCAGUUCCAAUUACAUCUCCCAGUUCUACAGGGAACUACUCCAUUGAAUCGGCUAUGCAAAGCUUUCAGACAUCGUCCUUCAACAGGCAUGUUCCUACAGCCGCUGCAGGAAGUGAAGCCCAGGCCCGAGAAGUUGAUACAAGAGGAUACAAACGUACCUGUUACGGGUAUUCGGCAGAAUCACUGCCUUUGGUGGAAACUAUUUCCCCCCAACUAAGAAAUAACAUUACAGCAGAUGCAGAAAUUCAGAAUACUAGCACCGGAUGCAGAAGAGAUGUCAGUGCCUUGCCUAUUGCCUUCCCAAAUAAUGAUGUUUUAGAACAACAAGCACGUAAUUUAUGGGACUUGUCUUUAUGUCGGAGAACUAAACAAACAUACAGAUCAGCCUUACAGAGUUUUAUAACAUUCAUGAACAUGAGCGGGAUACAGGGCUCCAUUAUGUGUUUACCUUCAAUUUCUGAGGACCAUUUAAUUUACUUCGCAACUCAUUGUAAGAAUAGUAAAAAUUUGCAACAUGAUACUAUUAAAAUGUAUAUAGCCGGAGUACGAUACCAUUACUUGCGCGCAGGUCUUAAUGACCCUACAGCAGGAACAGAAAGACUUCCGUAUAUCAUGCGAGGUAUUAAGAAAUCACAAAACAAUGUUUCUAGGAACAGAUUGCCUAUUACUUCAGAGGUGUUAAAACGUUUAUGCAACUUGUUAUCAACAGGCGUUUUCUCACCGUUCAUGGAUCUAAUGCUGCAAUGUGCUUUUGUGACAGCAUUCUUUGGUUUCCUUCGAUGUGGAGAGUUCACUUGCAAAACUAAGGACGACUAUCUGAACUGCGUUAUAAUUGAUGAUGUUGAGAUCAGCCUACUACAUGAUCGAUUUGUGCUUAAACUAAAAACAUCUAAGACUGACCCUUUUCGAUUAGGAGUAGAGAUAACUAUAAAUGAAAAUGAUAUAUUUAGACCAGUGCAUAUUAUGAACAAGUAUUUGAAGUAUCGCUUACAGUUGGGAGCUUUAGCAAACUUUCCUUUAUUUGUUGAAAGUGAACUUGAUUCAAGUAGGCCAUUAUCCAGGGCAACAUUUAUUAACUAUCUAAGACAGCUUUUAAUACGCCUAGGUUAUAAGGAAAGUGAUUUCUGUGGUCACUCGUUCAGAAUUGGUGCUGCUACUUCAGCGGCAGCAGCGGGAAUUGAAGAUCAUAUCAUACAAACACUUGGUAGAUGGUCAUCGGACUGUUAUAUCAGAUAUAUAAGAACUGAUAAGAGAGUUAUUUCUAAAGCACAACAGAUAAUGUGUCAUUUUUAAAAUUAAUGUUUUGGUAAUGUUGUUUAUUUUUACAUAUGUGUUUUUUAGCAUUAUUAUUUCUUGGGGGCUUUCAUUCUUUCAUUAAUGAACUCAUUUCAUUUGGCCUUUUUAAUUCCAGGGGAAUCAUACUCCCCCAAUUCAAUAAUACAUCAGAUAGGUUCCUGUCGAGGAACAAAUAGGUAGUUUAAAGUAGUAUUUUUACUACGCUGGGAUCGCCCAGAAGCAAUUAGGUUCAUUCCUGGGGGUCGCCCCAGGAAUUAGGUUCAUUCCUGUCGAGGAACAAAUAGGUUCAUUCCUGGGGAUCGCCCCAGGAACAAUAGGCUCAUUCCUGUGGGUCGCCCCAGGAAAUAGGUUCAUUCCUGUCGAGGAACAAUAGGCUCAUUCCUGGGGGUCGCCCCAGGAAAUAGGCUCAUUCCUGUCGAGGAACAAUAGGUCAUUCCUGUCGAGGAACAAUAGGUCAUUCCUGUCGAGGAACAUAGGUCAUUCCUGGGGGUCGCCCCAGGAAAUAGGUUCAUUCCUGCCGAGGAACAAUAGGCUUAUUCCUAGGGAUCGCCUCAGGAACAAUUUUUAAAAAAUUUAUUUUUCUCAUAUUUUGAUUAGUUUGAAAUAUUCAUUUUUUCUCAUAUUUUGAUAAGAUUUUUGAAAUUAAGCCAAAUUUUUUAAGUGAAUGAGUAGCCCCAAGAAAGCCAAUAAUGUAUUAUAGUGUUUAUAGUCUUGCCAUGUAGAAAGAUAUGUACUGUUAUGUUACAGUUUAUUUUAAUAUUAUGUGUAGAUUUAGUAUGUUUUGAUAUUUUAAUAAUAAACAUUAUUCUUAAAUUGUGUUGUGUAUAAAAGGAAAUUUGAUUUAUUAAAUUAUAGUUUAUACACAAUACAAUGCAUCUGUUCAUCAAAGAUUAGCAGGCAGUAUCUUAGUCUAUUCUUAGGCAUUUGCAUAACAUUUAUUUUUAGAUUAUUAGGAAUAGUGCCCUAGAGGGGGGUUAGAGUAUUGUCGAUGAAAUUGAGAGAACGCAUCGAUGUAUCGGAUGCAAGAACAAUUAGCUAUCCCACCCGCCUUCCCCUACAACACCUGUGCAUUAACUGGGUAUUUAGUCUACAGGUCAUGAUUGGAUAAAAUAUGCUAUAAGUACUGAAAGAGUUAUUUAGUUACAGUCUGGUCCAUAUAAUUAAAUUCUGACUAAACAUUUAAGAAUAUUCAUAUAGCGGAGUAGUUGGUUUUUGUUCUCAUAUAAGCUGAUGAGUGUUUUCCAUGCAUUCACUCAAGCGAAGUCGAAAAUAUAUCUAUAAUUGAUAUUAUAAAAAGAAUGAUUUGAAAUUGCUAUAUUACAUUGUGAAAGAUCUAUUAUAUUUCUAGUUUGUUAUUUUCAAAUGUACAUAUUUGUUACUUCAUGUUUAAGGGGCUACUCAUAUAGAAAUGAUAGGUGUAUUUUUGCCUUUUUAAUUCCAGGGGAAUCAUACUCCCCCAAUUCAAUAAUACAUCAGAUAGGUUCCUGUCGUUGAACAAAUAGGUAGUUUAAAGUAGUAUUUUUACUACGCUGGGAUCGCCCAGAAGCAAUUAGGUUCAUUCCUGGGGGUCGCCCCAGGAAUUAGGUUCAUUCCUGUCGAGGAACAAAUAGGUUCAUUCCUGGGGAUCGCCCCAGGAACAAUAGGCUCAUUCCUGGGGGUCGCCCCAGGAAAUAGGUUCAUUCCUGUCGAGGAACAAUAGG
Messenger RNA from Mytilus trossulus (common blue mussel), 3497 nucleotides. RefSeq lists its product as uncharacterized. The coding region runs from base 1 to 1794 and encodes 597 amino acids. NCBI's taxonomy places the organism in Eukaryota, Metazoa, Mollusca, Bivalvia, Mytilida, Mytilidae. Gene Ontology annotation, biological process: DNA recombination; DNA integration. The record is from RefSeq and is a predicted model, not a curated record. Gene Ontology annotation, molecular function: DNA binding. The transcript has 2 exons.